Molecule: messenger RNA, 1545 nt
Organism: Neltuma alba
Lineage: Eukaryota; Viridiplantae; Streptophyta; Magnoliopsida; Fabales; Fabaceae
Product: receptor-like protein kinase FERONIA
Exons: 1
Coding region: 89-1297 (402 amino acids)
Biological process (GO): protein autophosphorylation
Cellular component (GO): plasma membrane; plasmodesma
Molecular function (GO): transmembrane receptor protein tyrosine kinase activity; ATP binding
Source: RefSeq, a predicted model, not a curated record
GUGAUCGUAGUGACAACCUUGGAGGACCCAACCCAGACCCAACAUCUUCACCAACCAAACCAUCAAAACUCUCGAAGAAAAAACUCCCAUGGUGAUUGCCUUUGCGUGUGCAGCUUUAGGUGUCAUUAUUGCACUAUCUGUCAUCGGUUUCUUAGUAUGCCGGCGAAGGACCAGAGAUUCAGGGGACGCGACAGCUGAGAAGUCAUUAGAUUUGUGCCGUAACUUUUCCAUCACAGAGAUCAGCGCUGCUACCGACAACUUCGAUGGUAAUUCAAUAAUUGGUCAGGGAGGAUUUGGUAUGGUCUAUAAAGGACACAUUAACAACGGGAAGACAUCAACACCCGUAGCCAUCAAACGGCUCAAAGCAGAAUCAGAACAAGGGGCCGAUGAGUUCGAGACAGAGAUCAAGAUGCUUUCCCAGUUUCGCCAUCCUCACUUGGUUGAUCUCAUCGGCUACUGCAAAGAUGACAAGGAGAUGAUCCUGGUCUAUGAAUUCAUGGCCCGCGGCACCCUCAGAGAUCAUCUUAACGAACCUGCUAACCAGCCACUUUCAUGGAAGCAAAGGCUUGAGAUAUGCAUCGAAGCAGCAAAUGCACUGCUCUAUCUUCAUACCAACACUGGUGAGAACAAGCGAAGCGUGAUCCACCGCGAUGUGAAGAGUGCAAACAUUUUGUUAGACGAGAAUUGGAAAGCAAAGGUUUCAGAUUUCGGAUUGUCCAGGAUUGGGCCGAAUGGCUUGUCCAGGUCACAUGUUACCACACUUGUCAAAGGCAGCGUCGGGUAUAUAGACCCACAAUACUGCGAGAGUCAGCAGCUGACCACAAAAUCUGAUGUUUACUCUUUUGGUGUGGUUUUACUUGAGGCUUUGUGCGGAAAGCCGCAUAUAUUUCGAAACGAGGAGAAGCAGCAGGUAACCCUGGUGGAAUGGUUUAAGAAAUGCUAUGAGAAAGGAGAGAUCGGCGACGUGGUUGAUCCAUUUUUGAAGGGGGUCAUAACGCCCCAGUGCUUGAACAAGUUCGUUCAAAUAGCAUUGGCUUGUCUGCGUGAUAAUGGGAAGCUGCGGCCACCCAUGAGAGAUGUUGUGAGGGGCUUAGGGUCUGCGUUGAAGAUGCAGGGGAGCAUGGAGGUUGAGAUCCUGAGAGAGGGUGGAGAGGCAAACAAAGAGGACAAACCAACCGUGACCCAAUUCAGAAAAGAUGAAGAAAGUGGAGUACAGUUCUCGACUUCAAGUGGAUCCACCACGACUGUGUCCACGUGGAGGAGUAAGGUCACCGUCGCCAGUAGUGAGGAGGAGUAAGCUUUGGUUCCUGCAGUGUUCUUUGAGCUUGCACAUCCAACAGCACGAUAAGACGGAACAAAUAAGUAACUGUAAAUGGAAAUUCAAUGCUUGUGUCUAAUGCGAGAGGGUACACUAUUAGGUCAAUAGUUCAUUUGACCGAUGGAUUCUGCAUUGGGAUUCAUCCAACAAGUCAAAUAUACUGUCACUUGAACAGGGUAUUAAUAUCCCUUGGAGUAUGAAUCAUGCGCUUCUCUUUUGGCCCUUCA